UUAUUUUUCCGUUCAAACUAGAAAUAGUGCAAAGUGCAGUCACCUUGAAGGAGUGAAGUCCACCACACGACUUCCUUCUUAAGCCACUUUUCCCCGUGUUUUGGCUCCAAACGGAGGAAACGGUAUGGAGCGCCUCGUCAAUGCUUUCUCUGUGCUCGAGCUUGAUGCUGAAGACGACGAUCAAGCCCGAGCGGAGGCCUCCGACGCUCCCGAACCCAAAGACGGAGCUACCAGUUCCGGCAUGGGAGAUAACAAAGCAAGUAACCAUGGUAGCAAGGCAAUGGAGGAAAAAACCAAACAUAAUACCCCUUCAACAGAGUAUAAGAUGCCUCUUGUUUGGAUCGACUUAGAAAUGACUGGUUUGAAUGUUGAAGUUGAUCGGAUACUGGAGAUUGCUUGUAUAAUUACCGAUGGCAAUUUGAACAAACAAGUGGAGGGUCCUGAGUUGGUUAUCCACCAAACUAAAGAAUGUUUAGACAGAAUGGGAGAAUGGUGUCAAAGUCAUCAUGCAGCUAGUGGGUUGACCAAAAAAGUGAUCCACAGUACAAUUAGUGAAAGAGAAGCAGAAAAUCAGGUUAUUGAAUUUGUGAAGAAAAAUGUUGGCACAUACACGCCUCUUUUAGCGGGAAAUACAGUCUAUAUGGAUUUCAUAUUUCUAAGGAAAUACAUGCCAGAAUUAGCUAGCCUUUUCUCCCAUGUUGUAGUUGACGUCAGCAGCGUGAGAGCUCUAUGCAUUCGUUGGUAUCCUAGAGAUCAAAGGAAAGCCCCGGUUAAAGAAAGUAAACACAGAGCCAUGGAUGAUAUCAGAGAAAGCAUUCUGGAACUCAAAUAUUUCAAAGAGAAUAUAUUUAAAGCUUCAAAGUCUAAAAGGUGAUGGGUAGAUGGAUCUGGGUUUAAGUGUGAAUUUCAGUGUGGGGGUCUAAUUUUCCAUGUACUUCCGCACUAGUAGUUUUUGAUUUAUAGGGAGUCUUUUCUAAUUUAUGAAGUUUGUUAUAAAUAUUUUGUUCAAACAUUCCUGCUAAUGCAACGAUUUUGGUUUAUGUGGGGAACCCAACCUACAGUGUAAAUGUAUUAAGCUAUCACCAACUUAUUUGUCACAUAACAUAAUUUAUGCUAUUUAGACCAUUUUCUCUCUUA
This is a messenger RNA of Humulus lupulus (European hop), 1137 nucleotides long. Its product is annotated as oligoribonuclease. The transcript is spliced from 8 exons. Bases 125 to 874 code for a protein of 249 amino acids. Gene Ontology annotation, cellular component: mitochondrion. Gene Ontology annotation, molecular function: nucleic acid binding; 3'-5'-RNA exonuclease activity. The record is from RefSeq and is a predicted model, not a curated record. Lineage: Eukaryota; Viridiplantae; Streptophyta; Magnoliopsida; Rosales; Cannabaceae.